AAGAAAAGAGGCUACAUCUGGGCAAUUUCUGCUGGGAUCAAUGCAGCUCUUGCCGCAAUCUCCGCAAAGUUCUUCUCAUCUCUGGUGAUUAAGUAUGGAUUAGUUGUACUCUGCAAUGUGGUUAUGUGGGGAUGUUAUGUAAACAGCUUAAGAGCUCUCUCAUCGUUACAAGCUACGGUCACAAACUUUGCUGCUAAUUUCCUCUCUUCCGGUUUAGCUGGACUCUUUCUGUUUCAAGAAUCCUUACCAUUCCGUUGGUUUGCGGGAGCUUUAUCGAUCACCAUUGGAGUUGUUAUCCUCAGUAAGUCAAGUGUUGAUAAGAAGCUGUCACGAAGAUGCUGACUUUGACUCGAUUAGAGGAACACAUUCACAAACACAAAGGUAUAUUUAUAAACUCAAAAGAUCAUGUCACAAAUACGUGAAAACCAUUUUGUCUGUCUCCAUCAAACAUCCUAAAUUGAAAAAUCAAAUCUACUUACUUUAAUUCUUUGGUUUAAGUCGCAUUUUAGUUUAAGAUCCUCGCAUCUAUAACACAUGAAUAAUGAUGCUGAACCACAUGUCAAAAUCUUAGGACAGAGACAGAACCAACAAACAUGUAAGUCACUACUUUCUCCACGCGGCCAUGAACGUGCUUCCCAUUUUCUUUAUUUUUUUCCCUACUACUUAUAUCUCUAUCAUCUGCAUGUUUUUUUACCCGGAAAAUUAACAAACCUCAUCUCUCAGAAAUCAUAAUCUCACCUUUUUGUUUUCGUUGACAAAUCAACUAUGCCUCCUCCGGCAAUGAUUGCGUUUGAUGAUAGUUUACCCGAGAAAUAUACCGAUAACGAGUGGAAGGGCUUCACGGUUUUCCCUGGAGAAAGCCAUAACCCUAACCCUAAUUUCACUUUCUUGGUGAAGAAGUCAGCUCCACAGAGCGAAAAAUCAACCAGUCCUAUUUUCCCCCGUUCUUCGACAAAAGACGACAGCUUCAGAAUGGUAUUGCCUCCGGCGUUGCCACCGCCUAGAGACGCCGCCGUUCCGCUUCCUAUGCUCCCGGAGCCGAGGAGAGUCGGGAAGAAACUUAGCCACCAAGAAUCAAUCCAUUUUAUGAGGAAAUCUCGUUACUCGGAGAAAAUCCUCUACAAGGAAGAAGAUUUCAAAUGUAACGCCUUCUGCUUGUCUCUACCAGGAUUCGGGAAACAAAAGCCGGUUAGAUCAUCUUCGAGACGCCAAGAUUCAAUGGAGAAGAAGAUGAUCAGAGCGUCUUCCUUCACGAACUCCACUGUUUCGAUACGCGCCUCGCUCGAGAAAUUCGAAUGCGGUUCUUGGGCAUCGACGACGGCUCUGACGCAAGACAACGGUCGGUUUUUUUCCGAUUUUCCUGUCGAAAUGAUGAAGUGCAACAGUCGUGGAGGCGGACACGGAGGAAGAGAUGUGCAAGAACCGGUGAGUUCUGGUUUCUUGUUCGAUAGAGAAACAGAGAGUUUGGCUCUGAGAAGCGUUUUAAAGACGAGGAGUGUAAGAUCUUCGGGUAGAGAUCACCAGAGAUCGGCUGAGAGUUCACCGCAACGCCGUGUGAGAUUUUCGACUUCUUCGUCGUCGGCUUCAGUUUCUUGCCCUACUUCACCGCGAUCUUGUAUCACUCCACGAUUGCGUAAGGCUAGGGAUGACUUUAACACCUUCUUGUCCGCUCAAAACGCUUGA
Messenger RNA from Eutrema salsugineum, 1683 nucleotides. RefSeq lists its product as uncharacterized. The transcript is spliced from 4 exons. Lineage: Eukaryota; Viridiplantae; Streptophyta; Magnoliopsida; Brassicales; Brassicaceae. Bases 766 to 1683 code for a protein of 305 amino acids. Gene Ontology annotation, cellular component: chloroplast thylakoid membrane. The record is from RefSeq and is a predicted model, not a curated record. Gene Ontology annotation, biological process: response to photooxidative stress; photosystem I assembly.